CUUAUUAAUAAGUUGUCCAUUUUAUUUGACAUGACGGCACUUACUUAAAACUUCUGCUGAAGUUGUCAUCCGUUGACAGCCAGAAACCAGCAGAUUGAAGUAACGCUGCAGCCAUGAUUUCGAGCUCCAAUGUUGUGGAGCUGAUAGUAAUCUUGGUGAUGGUAGGCCAUGUGUUUGUCUGUCCAUACACCAAAGUUGAGGAGUCUUUUAACAUCCAGGCCAUACAUGAUAUACUUUUCCACAGGACAAAUAUCUCACAGUAUGAUCACCUACAGUUUCCAGGGGUGGUUCCCCGCACAUUUCUGGGCCCGCUGGUUAUUGCAGCUUCCUCAUUUCCUCCGGUUGGAUUUACUCAACUGCUAGGAUGCUCCAAGUUUGUGGCUCAAUAUAUUGUGCGAUUGGCGCUCGGUAACCUGGUAUUGCUUGGGUUGUUUAUGUUCUCACAAGCUGUGAGGGAGAAGUUUGGUCCAGUCACUGCGAAGCUGUCCCUCAUAAUUACAGCUACACAAUUCCACUUCAUGUUCUAUAUGAGCAGGACCCUUCCAAAUACAUUUGCUCUCGUUUUAGUGCUGUUUGCCCUAAGGUCCUGGCUGCGCCAGCAUCACAGGUUGUUCUUAUGGCAGUCUGGAGUCGCUAUACUUGUGUUCCGAUCUGAGCUUGCCAUCUUUCUAGGAAUUCUGCUUCUUCUCCACCUAUUCCAUGGCCGCAUCUCCUUUGUAACCAUCAUCAAAACAAUACUGCCAGCCGGAGUUGUUAUUCUAGGUAUGACAGUGCUGGUGGAUUCUCUGUUCUGGGGUCGCUGGCUGUGGCCAGAAGGAGAGGUUAUGUGGUACAACACAAUCCUUAACAAGAGUGCAAACUGGGGAACAUCCCCAUUCAUGUGGUACUUUUUGUCAGCCCUGCCUCGAGCCCUAUCCUGCAGCAUGUUUCUUGUUCCCAUUGGUCUGCUAUUGUCCCCACGGACACGCCAGCUGGUCUUGCCUGCUCUGAUGUUUGUUUUCAUCUACUCUUUCCUCCCACACAAGGAGCUGAGAUUCAUCAUCUAUGUGAUACCUGUCUGCAAUGUGGCUGCUGCUGAGGCCAUGCAUAAAGUAUGGAUAAACAGAGGAAAGUCCUCAUUCCAAGCCAUGCUGUGCCUGGUGUCGGUACUACACCUUCUUGGUAACCUAGCAACCACAGGAAUGUUCCUGUACACCUCACAUAGUAACUACCCUGGGGGAGAAGCCUUGGCCAGGCUGCACCAGAUAGAACCACUAAAUGCAGAUGUACACGUACAUAUAGAUGUUGCUGCUGCUCAAACAGGGAUUACUCGAUUUGGACAACUUUAUGACAACUGGAGGUACAAUAAGACUGAAGACUUGGCGCCAGGGGGCGUUGAUAUGUUGUCCUUCACUCACAUUAUCACGGGUGACCCCUCCCACCUCCCUCUCUAUAGCAACACCCACACAACAGUGGCAGAGGUUGUGUCCUUCAACAGGGUAGCAUUCAACAGAGAUAAACCACCCUUCCUAUUUUGGAAACAUUCCCCAAAAAUGUGGAUACUCAAACGCCAAUAGCAGUAUUUAUGAAUUAGGAAAAGGGUUUUUGAAUGAAGAAGACAAUAUACUGACUCUUGUGAUGAACUGCUGUGAUCAAGUGAUAGUGUUUGCAGAUUUUAAAUUGCUUCCAAUCAUCAUGUCAUUAUUUUAUAAUGCAAGAACAAUGAUGCACUUACAUAUAUUUGUGUCCAUAUUUGCAUUGGUUUAUGUCAAGAGAAAUAUCAUCCUUUGAAUAAAGUUACAAAAACCA
Messenger RNA from Mya arenaria, 1788 nucleotides. RefSeq names its product dol-P-Man:Man(7)GlcNAc(2)-PP-Dol alpha-1,6-mannosyltransferase-like. Bases 114 to 1556 code for a protein of 480 amino acids. Gene Ontology annotation, cellular component: endoplasmic reticulum membrane. The transcript has 10 exons. Gene Ontology annotation, biological process: protein N-linked glycosylation. Lineage: Eukaryota; Metazoa; Mollusca; Bivalvia; Myida; Myidae. The record is from RefSeq and is a predicted model, not a curated record. Gene Ontology annotation, molecular function: alpha-1,6-mannosyltransferase activity.